AUGUCCGCCCCAGAGGUCACGCCCAGGCCCAACCGCAUCGCCGCGACACACAGCCCAAACCUUUACCCUCACACCCCCAGACCCAACCGAUCCACGUCUCUGAGCCAAUCGCCAUCAACGACGCCCACUCACACGGCGCCCGCACCACCAUCAUCGACAUCACCUCGCGACGACGCAGCCUCAUUCUCCGACCUCUCGCCCACCGCCAGCCCCACAUCCAAGACCUCCAACUGGAAGGCCAGCAUCGAGCUCUCCCUCGCCACCAGGAGGCGCCUCAUUCGCAAACCCUUGCCCCAGCUCCCCGGCGAAAACGACACCGACGACGAUGACCGCUCCCGGCUCGGCGACAGCAGCUCUAGCAACCGCAGGCUAGAAGACGAGCUCAGGGACGCCGAGGACUGGUGGCCCGAGUCGCUACCAGAGAGCGUCGACGCUGCCACGCCCGCCAACGGCUCCCUCCUCUUUCCCAAGCGCCAGAAGCAGCAGCUCGACGGCGGCCUCGACGACCAGAGCUCACAGCACCUUCUCACCAUCCUCCACUACGCCGCCCUGGCACCGCCCUGUCAGCUGCCGCUCUCCUCCGAAGCCGCGACGGGAGUGUCAGGGUACGUCGUCGACGCCCGACUGCUCGAAAGCCUCUAUGAUGCGCUCGCAGAAGCACUCGAGUACCUCUCGAAGCGAGAGGUGCUCGCCUCAUUGCAGAGGACCGCUUCGAUCCGCUGGAGGGCCGAGGCCCAGCUCCGCAACGCGGCCGCUGCCAGUGCCAGCCAAGCAGACUCGACGCAGGGCUCGACGUCCAAGUGGGCCCGGUUCGCAUGGCCUGCUGCUGCCCUCGGCCGCGCCUACCGCGAGGCCCAGCGUGGCACUCUGCCGCCCCUUCCGGCCGACCUGGCAGCCUGCGACGCGCAGCACGCCGAAGAGGCCUUUCAGCCCUUUGGCGGCGACCCGCGCAUCAGGAAGCGUGACGUUGCCAUCAAAAUCCUCAGCAAUGCCGUGUGGUUUGUCCGCAACUACGGACCCGCUGCAGGAGUCGAGACCCUCUACGGCCGGUACCCCGGGCCAAACGAGCCAAGCGUGGAGGCUGUUGACGAUGGCGACGAAACGGCAGCAUCCACGACGCCUCAUCGUUCCGCCCCUCCGGCCUCUCGCAGGGUCUCUGAGGCGCUCAUGAAGCCGCACGGCGGCCGCCCCAACUUUCUGGCCAAGUCGACGCCCACGACUGCUCUGAGCGGCACGGCCACCCCCGAGCCUGUGACUGAAGCCAGCUCACCAUCACCUUCGAGCACGGCGCCAGCGGUACCAGAUGACUCGAGCGAGCCUGUAGCAGCGGAUGCAUCAGUCGGCCAGGAUGCCUCCGGCUCGGCAAAGGAACGCGAUGCGACGACGGCGAUGACCGAUGGAGCGGCCGCGCCGGUGCCUGCGCCACCUGUCCUUGCCCCACCGAGCAAGGCGAUGGAGCACCUCGCCUCGCUCAAUGCGGCUUCCGGAGCUGCUCUCCGGGCCAAGGCGCAGGCGAUGCACAAGGGCGAGGGUGGCACGGAUGCCUUCGCCGAGGGCAUCUCGCAGCGUCUGGCGCACCAAUCGAGUCGGCCGAGCCUGCGAUCGACCACGAGCUACCUCACCGAGGCCGAAGCAGCAGAGACGGCGGCGCUCGAAAAGGCCGAGCGCGAGUACCUGGCGAUGCUCGGCAAGGGGUGCGACGAGUGGGCCAAGAUGGUCGUCUGCCGGCUGCUCGCGGACUUUGAGGUGGAGGAAGAGAGCGACGAGGGCAGGGACACACUCAAGGCCAAGAACAGCAAGCAGGGCCAGGCGCUGGCUGAGCAGCUGCGCGUCGACGGUCCACAGACGAUCUCGAACAUCUCGACCCGAUCCGACCGGACGGCGAGGGCCGCCAAAGUCGCGGCAGCGGAGGAUGAUCGGCCGGUCGUGUGGAUGCCCGAGGUGUUCGAAGGCGAUGACAUUUUUGGUGGCGGGGCGGUCGAGGUGCGCCGGCCACAGGAUCGGCAAGACCACCUCGACCGUGUCAAACUGAUCGGUGGAAGCUUUCACAUCAAGGUCAAGGACGCGCGCGAGAAGCAGGCGAUGUCGUCGAUCCUCGAGCUGGCAGUCUACGCCGGAUGCUCGAUGAUCCUCGAGACGAGCUUCCUGCGCGACUCGGACGCCGCCCGGCCAAAGGUCGUUCGCGUGCCGACCAGGACCGCCUCGACCUUGCCACAGCCCCUGCCUGCCGGCGUGCAUGUGCCGCACCGCCGCCAGUCGACCCUGUCGUCGUCGUUGAGCCGCGGCGAAUCCGAGCAGUCGCAGGCGUCGGAGCCCGAGAAGACGUCGUCACCCUCGUCGCCCACCCAAAGCCACAAGGCCUCCUCGUCCCGACGCUGGACUAAGAGUCUCUGGGGUAUGCUGCAUGCCCGAGGCCACCCGGCCUCUGUCGAUGGAGGCGCUGCCGCCGCGGCCGAGGACGAAGCCGAUGGAGCAGACGCCACAGGCGGUGGCGGCGUUGCGCGCAAGCGGUCGCUGCAGCUGUCGAGGACCAUGUCGGGCCAUGGCGACGGCAGCGCAGGUUUCGAGCGGCGGAGGUCGUCCAAGGGUAGCGUGGGCGAUGGCCUGCCUCGGUCCAAGACGAUCUCUCAGCACGAGCCCCGCUCAUCGAUCUCGUCGAUCACCAGCUCGAUCGGAGCCACGUUUGGCUCGCUUCACUCACGCGACCCGUCGGACCACAGCUCGGCCUCGCUGAGCAGCAGAGCCAACGCCAAACUCGGGCGGCUGAUCGGCGUGUUUGGCAGGGUCCUGCCGGAAGCGGCGCCGCACGGCGAGCAGGAUGCCGGCGAUGCUGAACCGCAACAGCCUGCCCUCCUCCGCGAACGCCGCGCCAGCGUCCCCAACCGCUCCUCGUCCGAGGUCAGUCAGGCCUCUGCCGUCGCCACGAAAACAUUGCAGCCGGUGCGCGUGACCAAGUUCCCGCCAGCGGAACCGGGGCCUUCUCCCCUGACUUCGUCGCCUGAGCUGGCGAUGUUGAGCUUCUACCGGCAGCAGGUCGCGGGCGUCGACGCCCAGGCCUACAUCGACGCCUUCAUGCGCUUGCAGUCGAUCGGCUUCCUGUGCGAGGACCGCGCCGAGGGGGUCACGUUUGCCACACCUUCAAACGGCAUCUCUGCCACCGGCGAGCUGCACCCGCAGGUCGGCGUCAAGGAAGGGACGGUGCGAUCGAGCGCUGCCUCCCUGCACAGUCUACAGAGCACCGCCUCACGGCGCGGGCAUCAGCUGCUGAGCGCAGAAGUGCGGCGCUCGGGUGGCGUCGUCGUCAAUGGCUUCCGCCGAGAGGAGGUCGCCUUCUACCAGCGGCUCAGCAACAGCCGCGACGUUCCGCUGGGCCAGGUGGUUGAGGAGCUCUGCGUCCGCGCUGGCUCCCUCGAGGCCGAGGAGGGUGCCAGCGCCAACGGCGGUGCUGCGACCUCCGAUAAGCGCCCUGUCGCCCCGGAGCAGCGGGUCCACUUUUUGCAUGGCGAAUUCCACGUCAAAGUCACCGCCACCAUGCUGCCCGCCGCGACAGUGGGGACCCAUACCGCCAGCGGCCCCGCUGCUGCGACUGCGGGCAAGCAAGGGGCCGAAGGGGGUGUCGGCGACGAGUCCGAACGAUCGCGAGACGUGCCAAGCGAAGACGCCUCGAUCGCAUCGAAUGACGCCGACAUCUCGGCCGUCGCGGCGGCUCUGCGCACGGACAAGGAGGCGGCGAAGACGGCCGUGGCCGUGGCCGAGACGGCGGUGCAGGCUGCCGAGCGGGGCACGCAGGUGCUCGUCGACGGCAAAACGAGCAGCGAGAGCAGCAUCUGGAUGUGGAACGCCAACGGGUCGAGCGGCUGGCAGGGGCGCGCUCGGCCGAUGUCCGAGUCGACCUAUCUGAUGUCGUUUGCGCGCUACCUCGAGGCCAUCCUCUACCACCCGGCCCUGCAGAGGGUGGGAGGAUUGGAAGAUGCUGGUCGACAAGCCAAACAGCAAGGCGUGCGCACCGAUGCGGGCCUCCAGAAGCAGCUGCGAGAGGGGCGGGACGAGGCCAGCCGAAGCGUGGCCGAGGGGGCGCACCUGCUACGCAUGUUUCGAUCCGGCCGCGCCGUCAUCAAGGUCGUCACCCAGCCCAUCCGCGUCUACGAUCUGGUCAUCGAUGGCCCCGUCAUGCACGGACGGCCCAAGCCCAUCUCCGCAGAGGCUGCAGCGGCCAACCGCAGACGAGGUCGCGAGAAGCGGGCCAAGGCGCAGAGCGGCGCGCUCCAGGCGGUGCUGGAGGACACGCGGCUCGAGGUGCAGAAGUUCUUUGCCUCGGCCAAACAGCAGAUGACGGCGCUCGAGGACCUCUUCGUGGCGCGAGAGCUCGACGAGACGGGCAAGACGAUCCGCCGCAACCCGAUCGAUGCGGCCAUGUUUGCCGAGGACGGGGCCGAUGGCGAUAAGGCCUUUGACGGCGGCAGCUUGGCGCGCAGCGUCGACUCGCGGACGACAGUCUCUGGUACCGUCGCCGAGCCUCUGACGCUCCUCGCCCGGCUUCAGGUCUCGCUGCGGACCGACGAAUUCGAGCUGUACGAUGCGCUUAAGGGAAUUCGAGGCUUUGAGAACGUCAACGGUAUUCGCAAAGCGUUUGCCGACCGCGCCAAGUCUGCCAAGAACCGGCUGAGCGCCUGGAUCAAGAAGCAUCUUACAAAGACCGAGCAGGCGCAGCUGGGUCGGUGCUCGUACGACGAGCCCGAGUACUUCUCAUCCGGCCGCCACGCCUUCCCGGGCUCGCAGUACCUGGUACGCGAGAGCGAGCCGCUGUCGAUCAUCGCCUUUUCGCUCAGCUCGCGCGACUUCAAAACGGAGCUCGGCACCUGGCAGGAGCCGCCGGACGAGGGCGGCGACUACUUUGGCAAGAGCAAAGAGGAGGACGUGCUUCUGUGGCGUCGGGGCAUCGUCGAGGGGUCCGGCUCGCAGAUCUCGUCGGGAUCCAGCUUUGUCUCGAGCUCGCCGCUGCGCGAAAAGGCGCACCGCAACGUGCCCGUCUCGCAGCUGGAUCCGGAUACGGAUGAGGUCUUCUACGAGCCGGAACCCGUCCGGACGACGCUGAAGCGCAAGAAGCGGGCGCGCGAGACGUCAAUCCUCUCGCUCCGGCUGCGUCGCGUCGGAUCGAGCGUGUCGUCGACCGUCUCCGAUCGGCGGACGUCGCGCACGUCGAUGCUCGCGCCGGACGACGAUGGUCGCAGCAGCAGUAGCCACGUCGAAGGCGGGGCCGAGGGCGGCAAGCAAGCAGACGAAGCGGCGAGCGGCAAGAAGGACAUCCACGCCCUCGACAGCGGCGGCGGCGGCGACGACGGGGAUGACGACGAUGACGGCGGCACGUCUGACACGAGCAGCUUCAUCGAUACCGCCUCGACGCGUCGUGACCGCUUGACGCGCGCGCAGGGACUGCAGCAGCAGCAGCAGCCCACGCCGAGGUCAUCCUCGCUGAUGCAGCGCCCGGCGCCGCCAUCGUCGUUGCAGAAGGGCAACACGAGUACGAUCAGCUCGGCGGCUACCGACAGCACGUAUCGUGCCCAGAUCACCCAGAUCCCCGCCCGGCCGCACUCGCUGGCGGGCAUCUUUUCCAAGGAUGCCGCGGGUGACGACGUCGUGCCGGGUGCAAAUCGAGAUUGCUGCGCGCCUCAGGACGACGAGGCAGGCGCCGGAUCCGCCAUCAGCAGCAGCAGCCCGUACUGGACGCUCGGCCACGGGCAGCAGGGCCUGAGGGUGCCACCGCGCAGCCAGACGCUCAAGUCGACGCGGUCGAUUAGCGAGAGCGUGGCCAGCACGGCGGCAUCGGCGCGCACCCUGGAUGGCGUGUCGCUGGCCCCGAGCAGCGCCCUGCCCACGCCCUCGGUCCACGCCUCGUCGGCCUCGGCGGCGGGAGCCGGCGCGGCCGCCGAGAGCCCGCACAUCAAGCACAACCUGAUCCACAGCAACACCAAGAUUUCGUGCGUCUCGUGGUUCGCCGAAGAGUUUGCGGCGCUGCGCCAAAAGUGGGGCGUCGACGACGACUUUGCCCACAGCCUCAGCCGGUGCCAGCCGUGGAGCACGACGGGCGGCAAGAGCAAGAGCGCCUUUUUCAAGACGCGCGACGAGCGCUACAUUGGCAAGCAGCUGCUGACGGUGUGGUCCGUCGACGAAAAGGAGGCCUUUCUCGAGUUUGCGCCCGCCUACCUGCGCUAUAUGAUGAACUCGGUCGUCAACGACUGUCCCACGCUCCUCGUCAAAAUCGCCGGCGUCUACUCCAUCAAGAUCAAGGACAUCAAGACGGGCGAGACGAGGCUCAAGAUGAAUGUCAUGGUGCAGGAGAACCUGUGGGCCGGCGAUGGCGGCCGCUCGGUGCGCUUCGACCUCAAGGGCAUCAAGGAUCGCAAGGCCAAAGUCAGCCCGCAACAGCAGCAGCAGCAGCAGCAGCAGCAACCGGCGGCGGCGGCGGCAACGGAUGCGGCGAUGGCCGUCGGAGAUGGCUCGACGACGGCCACGCCGGCCAGGGCGGCUGGCUUGGCAUCGACGAGCGGUUUCUCGACGGCCACAUCGACGCCACGAACGACCGCUGGUGGCGCCACGGCAGCCGACACGCCACUCCACGCCGCCGGCGCCGCUUCUUCUGCGUCUACAACAGCGUCGGGACGCCCUACGUCUUCGUCGGCGGCGGCUGCGGCGGCAUCGGCGUCGGGAUCGACGUCGGCCGACGCAGCGGCUGCGGCAUCGGCGGCGGCGACCGUGGGCGAUGCUGGUGGCACCGUCUGGUGGGACAGCGACUGGAUCGGGCGAUACAAGGCCAAGGCCUUUGUCGCCGAGUCGCAGCGCGAUCUCUUCUGCCGCGCGCUCAACAACGACACGCAGUUCCUCACCGCCUCCAACAUCAUGGACUACUCGCUCCUCCUCGGUGUCAUCGAGACGCCCCCUGCGCCGCCAUCGACAGCAGCAGGCGAGGGCGAGGAUGAGGACGAGGACGGUGACGCCGCGUCCGACGAUGCCGAUGCGGACGCGGGUGCCGACGCCGACGACGCCGCGACGACGACGGGCGGUGCGGGGUCGGCACGCCAGCAGCGACGGCAGCAGCGGCCCCUCGAGAGCUCGUCGAAAAAGGCGCUCAAGUCCGGCCUCGAGGCCAAGGGCAACGUCACCAUCCUCCCGCCCGCCGAGUACGCCGCGCGCUUCGUGUCGGCGCUCCAGGGCUACGUCGUCGGCGUGCCCUGUCUGCCCACGCUCGAUCCCGAGCUGCCGCUACAGCAGCAGCAGCAGCAGCAGCAGGGGCAGGGGCAGGGGCAGGGGCAGCAGCAAAGGCGCCGGGCUCAGCAACCCGGCUCCAUGCAGAGGACGAGGUUGGAUCCUGUCCUCUAG
Molecule: messenger RNA, 7377 nt
Organism: Pseudozyma flocculosa PF-1
Lineage: Eukaryota; Fungi; Basidiomycota; Ustilaginomycetes; Ustilaginales; Ustilaginaceae
Exons: 3
Coding region: 1-7377 (2458 amino acids)
Biological process (GO): phosphatidylinositol phosphate biosynthetic process
Cellular component (GO): endosome membrane; fungal-type vacuole membrane
Molecular function (GO): 1-phosphatidylinositol-3-phosphate 5-kinase activity
Source: RefSeq, a predicted model, not a curated record